Leguminivora glycinivorella is the source of this 1818-nucleotide messenger RNA. Its product is annotated as gustatory and odorant receptor 22-like. Gene Ontology annotation, cellular component: membrane. Lineage: Eukaryota; Metazoa; Arthropoda; Insecta; Lepidoptera; Tortricidae. The transcript is spliced from 9 exons. Bases 183 to 1469 code for a protein of 428 amino acids. The record is from RefSeq and is a predicted model, not a curated record. Gene Ontology annotation, biological process: sensory perception of taste.
CAAGGAUAUGUCCGCCUCGGAUUUGUCCGCUGGGCAAGCGGAUCAGAUCCGAGCCUUGCCCGGCGGACCAAUCCGUACGUGUAUGGCUAAUCGCGGAUCAGAUCCGAAGCUUGCCCGGCGGACGAAUCCCCACGUGUAUGGCUAGCUAAUCUGUAAACUUAAGUUUUUGCAGUUAGUGAAAGAUGAUUCCCGACCACUACUUCGAUGAAGGCCUGAACGGCUCACUGUACCGGAAUGACAUGAAGCAGGUCAACACUGUGAAGAUGGUAUAUGAGAAGACACAGGCAGAUUAUGAGCAAGAACAACGCGACAUGCUCUCGUCACAAGAUGGCGACACUUGCGAGACGCACGACCAGUUCUACCGCGACCACAAAUUGCUGCUGGUGCUUUUCAGAGUUCUGGCUGUGAUGCCCAUCACCAGGUCACGACCAGGCACCGUAACAUUCAGCUGGAAAUCCCGCGCCACAAUGUACGCCAUCUCCUUCUACAUAGUAGCCACAGUAGUCGUCCUGAUGGUAGGCUACGAGCGCGUGAUGAUCCUGCGCUCCAUCAAGAAGUUCGACGACUACAUCUACGCCAUCCUGUUCGUGGCGUUCCUCGUGCCGCACUUCUGGAUCCCCUUCGUGGGGUGGGGCGUGGCGCACCAGGUCGCCAUCUACAAGACCAGCUGGGGCAAGUUCCAGGUUCGAUACUACCGAGUGACUGGCGAAAACCUGCAAUUCCCCAACCUGCAGACCCAGAUCGUCAUCAUUAGCGUCGGCUGCCUCCUCCUAGCCAUCUGUUUCCUCCUCAGCCUCUGCGCUCUCAUGGACGGUUUCCUCCUCAUACAUACCACAGCCUACUACCAUAUCAUCACCAUGAUUAAUAUGAACUGCGCGCUGUGGUACAUUAACUGCAAGGGCAUUAAGAUCGCCUCGCAAAGUCUGUCGGAAUGUUUUCGUAGGGACGUUAAUGUGGAGAUCUCGGCGAAGCUGAUAUCUCGGUACCGGUUCCUCUGGCUGAACCUGUCUGAGCUGCUGCAGUCACUCGGCAACGCCUACGCGCGUACCUACUCCACCUACUGCUUGUUCAUGUUCUUCAACAUCACCAUCGCGGUAUACGGCGCGCUCUCCGAGAUUGUGGACCACGGAUUCGGAUUCAGCUUCAAGGAAAUGGGACUGUUCGUCGACGCUGCUUACUGUUCCACUUUACUGUUCAUUUUCGUUGACUGCUCUCAUAAAUCCACCUUGAAGGUGGCAGCUGGAGUUCAAGACACUUUGCUGGGCAUUGACAUGUUGGCUGUCGAUAGGCCUGCUCAAAAAGAGAUCGACCACUUUAUCCAAGCCAUCGAGAUGAACCCCGCCGUCGUGAGCCUGAAAGGUUACGCACACGUCAACAGAGAACUACUCACUUCGGCAAUAAGCAUGAUAGCUAUUUAUUUGAUCGUGCUGCUGCAGUUCAAGAUAUCGCUGCCCAAAACUGACACAUAAGACCAAUCUAAGUUGUGAGAACUAAAAGUUUAUUGACAUACGAAGCAUCGAUUUAAACUUCCCUUGUAGUUGUAAGUUAGUUAGUAGUUGUAGUUGUAAACUUGUAGUUUAAAUCGAUGAUACGAAGACAAACUUAUUCGCUGGUAAUUGUUGCGAGCUUAUAGUAAGUGCAAAGAGGAUCGAGUAUAGAGAAUUACUUUCUAAGUAAAAGCAGGGGCGGCUUACUCCGCGAUCCUUUCGCCGCGCUACAAGUACAUGCCGGCGGCUGCGAGUUCGCGGCCCAUUCAGUGGCGACGACUUUCGCGCGGCUCAAUAGAAUUCAAUGUCGUCUGCACGCGUGCGGUCCGUU